Molecule: messenger RNA, 3004 nt
Organism: Lytechinus variegatus (green sea urchin)
Lineage: Eukaryota; Metazoa; Echinodermata; Echinoidea; Temnopleuroida; Toxopneustidae
Gene: tpra1
Product: transmembrane protein adipocyte-associated 1 homolog
Exons: 10
Coding region: 76-1266 (396 amino acids)
Biological process (GO): G protein-coupled receptor signaling pathway
Cellular component (GO): plasma membrane
Molecular function (GO): G protein-coupled receptor activity
Source: RefSeq, a predicted model, not a curated record
GAAUCGCUAAUCGUAACCUCACGAUGUACGUGUACUACCAGACUGUUCCCAAGUGAGGCCGAGUGAGCUGAGUUCAUGACAACCCUUUCUGUAAUGGCAGUGCAUAUACUAAUACCAGACCCCUCUGCAUCACACAAUUGGACAGAUGUAUUGAGUAGCACCCCAUCUGCCAAUGCAAGUAACAUGUCAACAAGCUCAGAUGUUUCUCAAACAUUUACCAUCCCUACUCUGGAACCAAACAGUACCGAACCUCUACCACCAUGCCUUUGGAUACUCUAUGCAGAGAUUGGUAAAUCAAAUAUUAGAGUAUGGGAUUUGAUGCUUCUCGUUCCCAAUGCCAUCUUCCUACUCUUCCUGCUUCUCAGGUCAAAGGUUGCAGUUGCUAAAUUGCGCCAAACCAAUAGACCAAUCUUUUUCACAUUCUACAUUAUGGCCUUUGUAGCAACCAUUGUUAGUGUUAUCAGAGCUAUCGUAUCAAUGAUUGUAGAUGCCACAACCUUACCAGGGGAUUUAACAGAUACAAUUCUGUGGUUAGCUGUGAGGUUUGCUCUUCUCUCCAUUGAGCUGAGUGUGGUUAUAUUUGGGAUAGGUUUCAGUCACCUUGAUAGUCGAUCCAGCAUCACACUCAUUCUUCUUAUUACGUGUGUUAUCUCCUUCUGCUACUCAGUGGUUCAAGGCUGUUUAGAGGUUAUAUAUCCUGAUGAACACUAUGAGGAUCCUAAGGAACAUGAUAUAUUCACUCAUGGUGGUAUGAUCUUUUGGUGUGUAACCUCUUCAAUAUUUUGUCUGGCAUAUAUAACUGUCUUCUUAUUGCCUUAUACACCUGUGAAAAAUAGAAUACAACUACCCGCAAAGAGGUCUUUUUACUGUUAUAUAGCUUCAUUAGCAUUACUCAAUUUCAGUCAGGCCAUAGGAAGUGGUCUUGUUUAUGAUGAUGUCCAGCCAGCAAUAUGCCUUGUGGACAUUACAUCUUUCCUGUACUUUACAUGUUUUGCACCAUUAAUUUACAUCACAUUCCUUCAUAAUUUCUUUCUAGCAUCAAAGCAACUACUCCUGCUUUCAUAUGCAUCUCAACCCGAUGAGAAUGAUGAUGAAGCACACCACUUACCCUACUCAGUCAGUCGGGAUGAUACAUUUAACCAGUCCCUUUAUGAUAGUACUGAGUUCGGUCAGGGCAGCCCUCCUGCAAUAUCUGGUCAACUUUCUUUUAGUAUCAAUGCUCAGAUUGAACCUGUACCACAUGAUCUUGGUGACACAAAAGGAUAGUCUUUAUUGCUACUGAGAUACAAAGGACCUGAUUCACUAAUGUGUACCAAGUUAAACCAUGGUGUAAAUCAGCUGCCUUACUAUGGAAAGCCAAAUGUUACUUUAAUCCUAACUAGUUUGUUUGAUUUAUCAAUACAUUUGAUACUCUGAAUAAUUAAUAGCUAUCUGAAAGAUAAGGAUAAUUAUAAAAAAAAACAGGAGAUUGUUUAAUAAAGAGUAUGACAACAUGCACAUGAUGUUUAACAAAAAAAUCUCAUUGAUAAAUACACAGUAGCAGGUAUCCUCUGAAGUUGAUCUGACCAGUGUGAUGAGGCUUAAAUGGUGCACGCAAUGGAAUUUUAAAUCUGAUUUAAAGUCGGAUAACCCCUCGGCAAGAAGUCUACAACCUUAGUCUUUUAGAAUCAACUGAUCUGUAGAACGAAGUGUAUUAUAAUGGUAGGAUUCUAUGGGCUAAUUAUUUAACUUAGACUUCUCAUUCGUUUUGAAUUUGUAGGAAAGUUUCUGAAUUUUUCCUCUACAGAGAUCUUGUUUAAAUAUUAAAGAUAGAUCAACAUCAAUUCCAUUUUCUCUUAAUAUUUUGACCGUGUACUACUUUGAGAAAUGAGUGGUUUUUUAUAUUUUUAAGUAAAAUCAACCUAUUUUUCAUUCAGUAAGUUUGGGAGGUCUGCAUAACAGUAAGAGUUGUCAUAUUUGGCUUCCAAUCAGUUGAAUUUAUAUUUAUACCAUGGUUUCACUUCAUUCAUCUUUGUGAAUAUUGACCAAACCAGUUUGCCCAUUGAACCAAAUCACCUUAUUUUUCUAUAAAUCUAAAUGGUAUAUAGAGAUAUAAAUAUAUUUUAUGUGUUUACUGAGAACUUAGAUGGUACUUAUAGAUGUUAUAUUUGCAUAAUAUACAUUAUAUUUGUUCAAAUUCUUAUUUGUACUUUGUUUUUGUUGUACUUAAUGUUCACAAUUAUUGUUGGAUAGAGUGAACUCAUUGUUAUUUGUACUACAUCUUGAUUUUGUUGUAUUAUGUUCACAAUUGCCAUUUUAUAGAGUGAUCUUUUAGUUUUGUUUAUGACAUCUCGAAUUUGUCACACAAGUUGAGUAUUGAAAGAGUUUAAUUGUUGAUGAAACUACAAGACCUUCAACUUGAUAUUUUAUGAAAUCAAGUUUGAUAUUUUUUUUGCUUGAGACUGAUAUUCUAAACUCAUAUUUCGAGAAUGUACACGUUCAUAAAAGUUAUAAUUAAAAGUACAUUAUGGGUUUUGUUGGAUUUCCAUAUCAGAAUUAUGUAAAAAAAAAUUUAAAAAGGGAUGAAAACAAAAUCCCAGUCUUGUAAAAAAUUGAUGAAAGAAAUAUACAUGUAACUUAAUGGAAGGCAUUAAGAGACUGUAGUUUAUAAGCAGAUAUAUCUUUUGACAGUUUGUAUCCACUUGGUGUCUUGGUCUACUAUCAGAUGGUCAUAACACAAGGCUAAAAACACAUGGUCUGAUAUCAAAUCUGUCUAAUUACCAUUUGGUCUCACCAUUACUUAGGCUAAAUGGCAUUUAGUCUAAUGCCCAGAUGGUCUAGUUUCCACUUUGUCUAUUUUUUUUUCACAAUUUGUCAAAUGAAAAUAUUAUUUUAAACAGUGUAGCUAAUCAUUUAAACUAUGGUAGGUGUCAGUCCAAGUGGAUAUUAGAUGAUAUAUGUAUUGCCUAUUUAAAAAUUAGACAAAACAGUAAGUGGGCAUAGUGUCAAUUAUACCAAAUGGCUA